CGCGUCUUUACAACUUCAACUCAAGGAUUCUUGCAUCGUGCACACACUAUAUUACCAUGCCCGCCACACGGAAUGCACGCAAGAAAAAUAAAUUCGAACCAUCUUCAAGUCAAGGCUCCAGGAAACAGCCUCACAAGCGCGUCAACUUGAAGAAACAACCUGGCGAGAAUGUCCAUGAUAAACAAGUUGCUAUGUCCACGGAUGAUGCCUACAAGUUAUCAAAGCUGGCUGACGCACAGACCCCUAUAUCCAAAGCUUUGAAAGGCCGUAAGAGAUUCAGUGCUGAUCUUCACGAGCUGCACACGAGCUGCCCAUCUGACCUUGAUAGGGGAACAUGGUCUGCGCAAAGUUUCAGAGCGGGAGAUGAUGAUGGCUCAGUAGAGUUUGACCUCAUAGAGUCUAGAGAUCGGACAAGGAUAGUGAUGCACCUCCUAUGUUCUGAUACUUCCGAGUACCCCAACACUCACUCAUUCUUCUGCCAUUCCCCAGAACCUGGCAGUUACGGGGAACAGGUGAAGGAGAUUUGUGACGGGGUACUCAACGACAGUCCCAGUACGAUUCACGACGUGGCGAAGCAUUUCUUGAUCAGUAUUUCUGGUGACGAUGACAGCGAAGAUGACCACAAUUACGAUAUGACUGCAGAUGAGGACAUGAGUGCGUUCACCAGACCAGAGAUCUGUCGCUCAGUCUUGCGCAGAGACUUUGAAGGCACUCAUGCAGCUGGUUAUACCCCAGGAGCCAUUUGGAGUGGUAGCAGCGAGUUCUUCUUGACAAUCUCUGUCCCUGUGGUGGAAUUAACUGACAAAAUUCCUGCUCACGUCCUGAUGUCUUGGGAUAGCCAAUUCCUACUUCCUCGCCAGCAUCUCGUGCUGGUCACCUCUGGUUUCUGUGGCGUAUAUCCGCCUGUUCAGAGCGAUGGGACACUCUCCCCUGCUGCAAUCCAUUCUGCACCUCAACACGUCGUCGCUUCGCUCCGCCGAUAUGGUCUCCAGUCCGACCAGCAGAACGGUAUUGAAGAUGGCGUGGUUGAAGAAUAUAUCGACGUUGACAACGCGUCUGAAACGGGAUCGGCAGAGGAUGACGGUACCUUUGAUAAAUUUAGUUUGAGCAGCUCGCUUGAAUCGUUACUUGAUGAGCACUUUCUUCAACUGCUUCGAGUUCGACGACAGUUCAAACUUGGAUGGGCUGCAGCUGAAGAACUCCUCUGGAGAUCACAGGAACUUCAGAGAUCGCCUGCAAUUCUUGUGAAGGAGAUGCAGGAGGAACUUCGUCAAGCUGAGGAGGAGGAGCAAUGUCUAGCUGGCUCUCGCUACUUACCGCAUGAUCCCUUGGAAACCCAAGAUGGUCACGUCAACUUACUCGAGACUGCUUUUGCGUACCUUCUCCGCCGAUUCACACUAUGCAAUCGUUAUUGUGUCGUCUGUCACAAGAAACUCAAUACCGUGUUCGAGGUCCUAAAGCCUUAUGUUUGCAACUCUGGUCUGUGUGCAUACCAAUACUAUAGCCUCAACUUUGGGCCCUCCCUAGAGUAUGAUAUUUGCAAGAAUACUGAGACGGUAGAUCUCUUGGUUUCCCUCGCUUAUGUUGCUGCCGCAGAACAAGUUCCAGACCCCGUCCAUAAAAGUCCCAUGCGUGACUUCGAUAGCUUGACUGUCAACGAAAUGCGUACUGCAAUUGUGCAACUUAUCGACACACUGCCUCCGGUUCGAACAUUCAGGGACAUGAAGAAACACCUUGAAAAGAAAGUCAUCGUAGGGACUAACAAGCCGAAGUUGAAGGAUAUGGACUCCAGUAUCUUGCCCGCCGCAUGGUCCAUCUUGCGUUGGUGUGUUGCCUCUUGCACGGCACACCUACAAGAGUUGACCGAAGAGGAAGAUCAAGUACAGAACAUAGGCUCGCAGUGGCGACAAUUCCGCUUUAUGGUCGGUGCCCCUGAUAAAGAAGCGAAGUUCAAACAUGCCUUAGAGCAAGAAACACGUGAUGAUUCUAAUGCGAAGAAUUACCCCACUCUCUAUGCUUUCCAUGGGUCACCCUUGAAGAACUGGCAUUCCAUCAUACGGCACGGACUGUGGUAUAAGACCGUGGCACAUGGCCGAGCAUACGGAGAUGGUGUUUACUUCGCCAAAGACGGUGUGAUUUCGAUGGGAUCCUAUGCUACGGCUAGCUCACAAUCUUGGAGGAAUAGCACGAUCGCCCCUUCGGCCUGUGUAGCUCUCGCGGAGAUCAUCAAUCUCCCGCAAAAAUUUACCUCGCAUAAUCCGUAUUAUGUGGUCAAGCAGACAGAAUGGAUUAUGUGUCGAUACUUGCUAGUCAACACAUUCGAUUACUCACACUCUAACAGUAUAUUUACCAGCAUCAACACCACUACCUCCACCACCCCCUCCAAGUCAAAGGUCCGAAAUGUUCCUUUUAUCAAACACGAUCCAAAUUGUCGUCCCCUACUCUCGAAUGCACAAGUCGAAAUCCCACAACCUUCUUACAAACUUGAGAAACUUCUUGGGCUUUGCCAGGACGCAUAUGUCCCUCCUAAACUCGAUGAGGAUGACAGCGCUGUUUUUAGCGCACCUGAUGAAGUGGAAGUGAAGCCAAAGAGCAUCGCACCGUACAUCAACGGAAAACCAAAGCAAGAUUGGGUACAUGAUGCCAGUUGGGUGGAGAAGAACAUCAACCUCUUGUUACCUCCGCCUGCUGAUUCGACCCCAGGAGCGACAAUGGCACUACAGAAAGAGUUCAGGGCGAUGAUGAAAGAACAGGGGGGCGCGGAGUCACUUGCUACCUUAGGAUGGUACAUGCCUCCAGAGUUCAAUGAGAACUUGUUCCAGUGGGUGGUAGAAAUGCAUUCGUUUGAUCCUGAUCUGCCUAUUGCAAAGGAUUUGAAGUCAAAGGGUGUCAAUUCGCUUGUUUUCGAGAUACGUUUCCCGUCGACGUUCCCUCAUUCUCCCCCGUUCUUUCGACUUGUAAUGCCUCGGUUCCUUCCUUUCAUGCAGGGCGGAGGCGGUCACAUUACUGUUGGGGGUUCUAUCUGCAUGGAUCUUCUAACUUCAGCUGGUGACAUUGCUUCUGUACUCUUACAAAUCAAGCUCGCCAUCUCGAGCACCGACCCCAAACCUGCGCGGCUAGACCAAAAUUGGGAACAACCGUAUCAUCCACAGGAGGCGUUGUCAGGGUACACGAGGGCGGCAGCUAUCCAUGGUUGGAAAGUUGCAAAUCCGAGGGAAAUGGAAAGACUUGUCACCCAGGGUUGAAGUGGUCGUUGCAUGGAUGUGUGUGAUCUUGGGACAUUGUAUUGGAAAUUGUGAAUAUACCGAACCAACCGAAUGUCUUCAGUCUUCUGACAGUAAUUGAUAAUAUGCGUGCAGCCCUGUCCGUGGGACGGGAGCUUGGGAUGCAGGGUCCUGGGCUGAUCCAUUGUGGUCACGGGGAUGUAGUACUUGCUGAGCCGUUUUUCUGCACUUCUUGCUGUAGUCAGUAGUUUGUUGUUAGUUUUCUUUUGGCGCUCCUCUUCCCUCUCUCUUCUCUCCUUUCCUAAGUGCUGCAAAAGUUAAACUCGAUCUGGAUGAGG
This is a messenger RNA of Suillus subaureus, 3562 nucleotides long. RefSeq lists its product as uncharacterized. The coding region runs from base 57 to 3245 and encodes 1062 amino acids. The transcript has 24 exons. NCBI's taxonomy places the organism in Eukaryota, Fungi, Basidiomycota, Agaricomycetes, Boletales, Suillaceae. The record is from RefSeq and is a predicted model, not a curated record. Gene Ontology annotation, molecular function: NAD+ poly-ADP-ribosyltransferase activity.